AUGUCUGAUCGAGUUGAAGUAACCGCUUAUGAUGGUUUAACCAAUUUAAGUCAAGAAAUUGAAUUGUCAGGUUUAUUUGUGGCACAAAAAUAUGGUAAACUGGUAUCAAAAUGUGGCUUCCGGUCAACCAGUGAUGAAAGAUUUCUAUGCACUGAUCUGCCAUGUCAUAUUCGGGUCAAAAUUGCUGUAAAAGUACCGUUUAAACUAUUUGCCUUAGUACCAAAUGUUGUGCCAAACAGAACAAAAGUUACCCUAACAGCAUCCAGCUUGCAUAAUCCAUCUGCUAAACUCCAAAACUAUGAAAGUGUUAUGAUCAACCAGAUUGCUGAAUUUUCAAAACUAAAAUUUUUGGGAAAAAGUGGAAGAGGAACAAAAUUUGAUCUGACCAUAACUAUUCAUACUGAACCUGCAAUAAUUGUUAAAGUUUCAAAUGCUGUGAAAGUUACAGCAGAUGGAAUACGUCAGCCAAGAAAACCAAGAGCUAACAACAAAGAAAAAAGACCACGAGGCAGACCGAAAAAGGUUCCAGUAACGCAAGAAAUGGCAGCCGAAAGUAGUUUAAAAAUCAGUACUCCAAAUAAAGAAUCUGCUAUUUCUACCAAUCCGAAUAGCGGCCGUGUCAGUGUCAUUGUUCCAUUCAGUUGGGAUGUACCAUCAAACAGCUCAACAGAAGUCACAUUUUUAGUUCAAGAAAAGGAGGAUCGGCCACUGGAAUUCCUAGAAGACAGAGGCUCAUUAUUUGCUCAAUGGGGUCGAAAGGGAUUUACAGAUGAACUUUUUGGUCUAUCACCAACUACUUCUAUAAGCAGUACACAAGAAACUAUAUCACCGACAACUUGUACCAACACAACUACGCUGUCAUCAGAUUUCGAUUUUCCUAUUGAUUAUUCUGUUUCUAAUCGAAAACAAAAAACAGGUUGUGAAGCUGUUUCGCUAACUGAUACAUCUCUUCUACUGCAGAAACAGUUGCUUGUAAAUUUAGCGCAACCAUCUGUAAUCACUAAUUCAUCUUGUUCUAAUCAAUUCUUUUUAAUGAUGCACAGUAACCCAUAUUUAUUUGGCUGUUUUUCUGAGAUGUAA
Messenger RNA from Enterobius vermicularis (human pinworm), 1080 nucleotides. NCBI's taxonomy places the organism in Eukaryota, Metazoa, Nematoda, Chromadorea, Rhabditida, Oxyuridae. The record is from the annotation of a GenBank genome assembly.